AGCGGAAUGUGAACAGCACGGUGAGCAAGACCACCGGGUGAGCCCGGUUUGCUGAUCUCAGCGAUAGAGCGUGCGGAGAGAGCCUGUGUCCUUGUCCGCAAGAAUGACUUCUGUCAUCGUUAUCGUCCACGGGACGCCCGACGCUGCGUCGGCCGACCAUGCGCAUUGUGGGUAAUAAUUGCCCUCUGCCAUUACUCGAGACGGCGCCUGGGAUAUUCGAGGACCGUGCGUGGCAGCCCAGGUCGCGCCGAAUGACCUCAGCGCGUCGGGACUAUGCCCGACUCACUGUACGAAACGUUCCGAACGCGGGGAGCGUGCCAUGCUUGCCGGCAUACCUACAUAUUUUAGGUGCAUUGCACACUUCAAGCUUCUCCCCAGUCAUUUCCCGUACACUCGCAUAAGAGCUUUCUAGCACAGGUCGUAGACCUUGGCGCAACUUCACGUUUCCCUUCUACCUGCUCUUCCCUCUCGACACCCAGCCAUGUUUGUUCCACAAUGGAUCGUGCGCAGGAACGAUGCGCUUGGUUCGAAUCCACCCGACGCGCAAGAGCACAUCAGUGUUAAUGCCUCCGACUGGCUUUGGGCUGCCUUCUCGUUCAUCACCGUGUGCACGCUUGUGAUGGCAGUCUUCACUCUCAUAAGGCCACGGGGUAGACGGGUUUUCCACCAGAUCGCAUUCAUGAUCAUGUUAACGACCUCCGUUGCCUACUUCUCCAUGGCUUCCGACCUUGGCUCUACACCCGUCCUGACUGAGUUCCGCCCUCCCAACGUGACCCGCCAAGUAUGGUACGUGCGGUACAUCCAGUGGUUCAUCACCCUCCCGCUGUUGUUGCUUGAACUCCUGCUCGCUACCGGACUGUCGCUCGGUGACAUCGUCACGACCGCCUUUGUGAGCAUGGUCCUCGUCGUCAUGGGCCUUGUCGGGGCCCUUGUCCCGAGCACCUACAAGUGGGGCUACUACGUCUUCGGUGCUAUCGCCCUCUUCUACAUCUGGUUCGUGCUCCUUUGGCAGGCACCCCGCUGUACGUUCGCCGAGGCAGGCACGCUCCGGAAGGGCUACAUCCUCUCGUCGGCAUACCUUGCAUUCAUGCUUAUCACGUAUCCCAUCUGCUGGGCGUUGUCCGAGGGCUCGAACAUCAUCAGCCCGAGCUCGGAGAUGAUCUGGUACGGCAUCCUCGACAUCAUCGCGGGACCUCUCUUCCUUUUCCUCUUCCUCUGGGAGCUCCGCGGCGUCGAGUACCAUGUCUUCAGCUUCCACUCUGGCAAGUACACCUACGCCCACAGCAGCUCUGGGCGCCCGGAGAAGGCACCUAUCGCUUAAAGCGCGUUCCCCCCCUUCAGUCACCGUUCAUUCAUGAUUAUAUAUGACCCAUUCACGACCUUUUGACGGUGUAUAACGACAAAAAGCACUCCAUAUUUCACAUUUCUUCAUCACGCUUUCGCGUUGCAUUACGGUACCUAGAUAUCCCUAAUACUCGCUCUAAUAUCGUGUAUCCUACGACUUGUCUGUAACAUAUCACUUGUAGUCCUAGCAUAUAGCACGCUUUAAUCGCGAU
Molecule: messenger RNA, 1556 nt
Organism: Phanerochaete carnosa HHB-10118-sp
Lineage: Eukaryota; Fungi; Basidiomycota; Agaricomycetes; Polyporales; Phanerochaetaceae
Exons: 4
Coding region: 482-1321 (279 amino acids)
Cellular component (GO): endoplasmic reticulum; plasma membrane
Source: RefSeq, a predicted model, not a curated record